AUGAAGUCAUCACCAGCUUCGCCAUCAAGAGAGCCCUCACCUCCGCUUGCAGCCUUGUCUAUAUACCAACUCGCUCGAUUGAAUUGCAGAGAACGACUUCUCGUCGACCCUCUAUAUUGGACUAGCCGCCAUGUCUCACUCCUACAAUGUCAUUUUGACAGUCCCGCUCCGGCGCCAUCACCAUCAGAAUCACUAACAGUCUCCACUGACGGACAGCCUAACCAAAAGGUCAUUGAUCAUGUCAAGCGACUUUGUUCUCGCGGCCAAGCUUUUCGGCGGGAUAUCGGCAUAUGUGGCAUUCUUACAGGUCCCGGGUGUCCAUUUACAUAUGAAAAUAACCUUGAUUUUUAUUUCGACGGACGGCGUAUCAGAACCCUACCCUGCAUUGUCUUCUUUCUUGGGGACGACCCCGUUGCCGCAGCCAAAGGGCACUUACCUCCCGUAGCUGCAUUUAUCAACCGUUCCGAUAUCAAGCACCUACGCGCCGACACCUUUAGCAAGCGUUAUCCUAGACGGUAUAGCAAACCUACCUACUCUCUGCUCAAACUCCAGUUCAAGAAAAUCAUUCCUCCGGAGCCUUUGCACGACCCGUAUAUUGUAGCGCUCUUGAUAAGCUUGGCAUACGAACAACGUUAUUUUGCGCAACGAAGCGGGCAAGAAAACCAGGUUGAUCAGUCUUUCUUGUCCCAAGUAUUAGUAGCCAACGAUAAGGAAAAUCUCCACUUGUUCACUGCAGAUAUAUCCUCUUCUUUUCUGCACAAACUCGAUUUUCCUGCACUUCCCCCCCCAGGUCCUGUGCCGCCAAUUGUGUCCAUCCGGCAUACAAUGAUCCCAUUCUCACCGUUCGAAACUUUCAGAGAGCGUCUCUUGCAGUGUCUGCUUCCUACAUCUGACAACCACAGUAGCUAA
This is a messenger RNA of Paecilomyces variotii, 909 nucleotides long. RefSeq lists its product as hypothetical. Bases 1 to 909 code for a protein of 302 amino acids. The record is from RefSeq and is a predicted model, not a curated record. The transcript has 3 exons. Lineage: Eukaryota; Fungi; Ascomycota; Eurotiomycetes; Eurotiales; Thermoascaceae.